Molecule: messenger RNA, 972 nt
Organism: Rotaria sp. Silwood1
Lineage: Eukaryota; Metazoa; Rotifera; Eurotatoria; Philodinida; Philodinidae
Source: the annotation of a GenBank genome assembly
AUGAGUCGUUCUAAUAAUCGUAUAUCGGAGUAUCUUCUGGCUUUAGCAGAACGUGAAGGAGCAUCAUUGUUUCCUUCUGGUUUACUUAUGUAUGAUUUACCAUCGUCACGUCGAACAGCAUCUCGAGCAUUGAAUAAUGUUGACUUAAUUGAUCGACAAUCAUUAUCAUCAUCAUCACGAAAACGAUCACCAUGUCCGGUUCCUACCUCUUCAUCUUCUCCUUCAUCAAUAGUCGAUGGCGAUUUAUCAGUCGAUGGUGAUUUAUCAGUUGAUGAUGAACCAAAUCAGAAAAAUUUAACAACAUCAGAAGAUUGGUGGCGUCAAGCCAUUGAACCAAUACCAGCAAAAACAAUUUCGGUAUCUCAUUCAGCAUUUAGUAUGAAUGAUGAGAAUACGUCAAAUGAUACAAAUCCAUUAUUUUCUUUAUUACCAUCAUUUAGUUCAACUCAAAAAAUAAUUGUACAUAAUCAAGCAUUAACGACUUUAACACAAAUCUAUUCUAAUAAAACACUUGACUAUGUUAAACAAUGGUAUGAACGUCAUUCAAUACCGACUUUAAAUGUUUUAAUAAAACGUGGCUUAUUAAAAAUUUAUAAAGAAAAAUCAAUUCGAAUGACAAUUAAUAAUAAAAAAGACAUCUUUGGACAAUUAGAUAAAAAUGGUAAAAUUAUAUCAACAUUUGAUAAUCGAUUAUUUGAUUCUGUUGAACAUUUUUAUCAAACAUAUCAACCACGUCGUAAAAGAAAUGACAAUUUAACAAUUAUUUAUGAAUCUGUGCAUUGGUAUGAUAAAUCAUUUCAUACAAUAUUACUUGAAUAUGCUGAAACAAUUGUAAAAAUUUCUGGUAUGAAAACUCGAUUAAUAACUGAUGAUGAACUUAUAUCAAAUAACACCUCAAUUGAUAUAUUACCAAAGGAAAUUCUUUGUCAAAUUAAUUGUUGGAAUGAAGGUCGAAAUGAAAUCGAUCUAUAA